This is a messenger RNA of Schizophyllum commune H4-8, 1041 nucleotides long. RefSeq names its product alpha/beta-hydrolase. Lineage: Eukaryota; Fungi; Basidiomycota; Agaricomycetes; Agaricales; Schizophyllaceae. Bases 106 to 867 code for a protein of 253 amino acids. The transcript has 6 exons. Gene Ontology annotation, molecular function: hydrolase activity. The record is from RefSeq and is a predicted model, not a curated record.
CUUUGGAUGACGCGUCUUCUGAUAUAUAAGGUCUUGGGAACAGGGCUUCUGUAUACUCAGAAUUCUUACUCUUCUGAUCACCUGCCAAUACCAGUAUCUCCGAGAAUGAGUGCUUGCAAGGACUGCUUCAAGGGGGUGCGACAUGAAGGAACUCCUGAAGGAAAGUGGGAGAAGAUAGCUGGUGUAGACUGCUACAUCAGCACUCCGUCAGGGGCCUACGCCAAGGAGAAGGUUCUUCUGCUCCUCGCGGACGCUUUUGGGCCCGUGUUGCCCAACAACCAGCUCCUCGCAGAUGACUUCGCCCGCAACGGCUUCAAGGUCGUCGCUCCGGACUACUUCGCAGGCGAAGCCGUGCCGGACGAGAUAAUGAACGACCCGGAACGUGUAGCUAAGUUCGACAUCCCUGCUUGGUGCGCAAAGAAUGGGAACGGCGCUCGACGACCGCUCAUCCACGCCGUCAUCGACGCGCUUAAGGCUGAAGGCGUCACGGACUUCGGCGCCACGGGCUAUUGCUUUGGUGGCUGGUACACUUUUGACCUCGCCAGCGACCGUUUGAUCAAGGCCGCUUCUGUUUCUCAUCCGUCGUUCCUGAAGAGCCCCGAGGAUCUGGAGAAAUAUGCCAACAACGCCAUCGCGCCGCUCCUCAUCAACAGCUGCGAGGUCGACGAUCAGUUCCCACUAGCAGCCCAGGCGCAAGCAGACGCUAUUCUCGGCAAUGGGAAGUUUGCUCCGGGAUACAAGCGCACGUACUGGGAGGGUUGCGUGCAUGGGUUCGCCGUGCGCGGCGAUAUGAGCGACCCGAAGGUGAAAGCGGGAAAAGAAGGCGCGUUCGAAGCAACAGUGCAGUGGAUGAAGGAGCACCUCUGAAUGUGCUUUGACUCAAUGAUUACUGGCAUGGAAAUACAAGUUCAAUUACACGCUGCGCGAUUGUUCAUGCCAACAUCUGUUUGUCGCACCAGUACUUCACCCAAGCAUCGGCGUCCUUCUGAUCCAGAGGUUGUAAGUCGCGCAAUGUCUUGCUGACCGCUGCCAUCUUGUCCG